Messenger RNA from Sardina pilchardus (European sardine), 684 nucleotides. RefSeq names its product oocyte zinc finger protein XlCOF15-like. The transcript has 2 exons. The record is from RefSeq and is a predicted model, not a curated record. NCBI's taxonomy places the organism in Eukaryota, Metazoa, Chordata, Actinopteri, Clupeiformes, Clupeidae. The coding region runs from base 1 to 684 and encodes 227 amino acids.
AUGCGUGGUGGCGAGUCGGAGACUCAGAAAGGUCCCACGGCGUCCGACCGGCACAGCCGUAACAACACGCAGAAGAAACUCCACAGGUGCGAUGACUGCGGGAAGGUUUUGAGCUGCGCGGCCAAUCUACGCCACCACUACCAAAUCCACACCGGAGAGAAACCCUACGGCUGUGCCACGUGUGGGAGGACAUUCGCCCUGCCCGGUAACCUCCGGGCCCAACUCAACUCGCGCUCAGCUAAAGAAGAAGCGCGAGGACAGGAUCAGAGGAAGCCCACGGCGACCGCGCACACGUGCAACGAGUGUGGCAAGAGGUUUUCCUCGUCGUCAAACUUACGCACGCAUCGGAGCAUCCACAGGGGGGAGAGGUGGUUCACUUGCGCACUCUGCGAGAGGAAGUUCCUCCAGUUGGGUAACCUGAAAGCGCACCAGAUGUGGCAUGCUCAAGAGAGGCCACACCAGUGCCCCCACUGCCCAAUAAGACACCAGCUCCGCCACUCCAGGGAGCGGCCUCACCUGUGCGCCGCCACCUGCGGGAAGACGCACACGUGCGUGGAGACGCUCAGGACGCACGAGAGGGUCCACACCCGAGAGAGACCUUACAGCUGCUCCGUCUGUGGGGAGAGUUUCGGCUACCUCAGGAGUCUACACGGCCAUGAGAAACCAGAGCACAACAUUGGAUAG